Molecule: messenger RNA, 3198 nt
Organism: Ooceraea biroi (clonal raider ant)
Lineage: Eukaryota; Metazoa; Arthropoda; Insecta; Hymenoptera; Formicidae
Product: meckelin
Biological process (GO): cilium assembly
Cellular component (GO): MKS complex; ciliary transition zone
Source: RefSeq, a predicted model, not a curated record
ACGGCGUGGAGACGGCAAAACCAACGCAUACCGGGUGGCCGGUAACUCCAACACGCCGUCGACAUGGCAACCAUCGGGGUGCCGCGCCGACAAACAUGAACCGCACCCGGAACAGUCGUGAUUCUUACUUGAUGCUGAUUGCGAUCUUCCUCUGGACGUUCGCGAAUGCGUUCGACGUGAACAGUGGAGUACUCGAGUACUGGCAGCCGGGUUCUUGCAGACGCGACGAGUACUUUGAUUCCGCGACUUUGUCGUGCUCUCCGUGCAACAUCAGCAGGAACCUCGAGCCAGCUGCGAACCGAUUGCAAUGUGUGUGCAACAGGAUCAGCAAGAUGACCGGCUUCGAAAACGGCAAUCCGCUUUGCGCCGCCUGCGGUCCCAACAUGACCGCAACCCUCGACGGGAGGGACUGCAUCCAGCGCGCAAACGCGACGUGCAAGUGCUCUACGAACCAAAUAAGAUUGGACAGAAAUAUAAAUGGCAUGCUACUGGACACGGUACUUUGCAUAACGUGCGUCCAAGGCACUUAUCCAUCCCCUGACUGCACCAGGUGUUUACCGUGCGACAGCCCCAAGUCCAGCGGCCACGUUAAUUGCGUCUGCCCGAGCAUAACGCACGUGAGGCUACAAAAUUAUUGUCUGCGUAAGGACGACGUUGUCGACUGGCCGAAUGUCAGAGGCACGUACCUGAUGAAGUUCCGAAGCGAGAAUGUGGACAGCUACUAUCUGAGGAAUGAACUGCAAGUGGCGGUCCACCUCUGCAAGGGGAAAGACAAGACAGCUUGCGAGCAUUUGUCCAACAUGUGCGCGCUGACCCUCUACGCCGACGGUAUCGCUUGUAUGCUCUUCGUGCACAACCCCAUGGCACCGGUGUGGUUGUUUUACAGCAAGCAGGACACCGAAGCGAUAACGAGUGGCACGAGAAUAUCCGAGAGAUACAGCCUGAAAAAAGGAGAUAACAGCAGCGUCCUCGACCUCGCGCUCGCGAGGUUCCACCUGAACGGCGAGUUCUUAUCCAUCGGCGAGCCGACUCUACCCUGUCAGCUUCUCAGGAACGUGAGAUUUGGCAUAAAUCUCCGUAAGAAGUGCAGAACCACCGCUGCCGAGCUGUUGGACGCGCGAAUGGAGUUGCUGUCGCCCUACUUGGUGUUCAAGGAAGACAAUAAAUCUUUCACGCACGCAUUGCCUGUGUUUGUUAGGAUGGCAGGUGAGAAUAUUGAGGACAUCUCGCAGCAGCAGCUGGUGCGAAAAUUCUUCCUGGUCGACAGUGUCAGCGGCUUCAAAGCGCUGCCAGAGUUCAUGACCGGCAAAUUCACAAAAGCGCCGGGAUUGUCAGUGCUGCGGUACAUGAAGUCUCUAACUGUCUUAGUGAACGUCCAGAACGGAGAGGCCCACGGCAAGAUCUUCGCGCCCAUUUUGAUCACAGAGUACGAUGAAUUAACGCAUCAAGAUCUUCUGGACAACACGGACGUUACGAUAGAUUACAAAGUCACGUUUAUAUUAAAGAAUAGCGAUAUAGACUACGACGUGCAGAUAGCUAUUGGAGUGCUGACGGGAAUAGCUCUGAUACUUUCCAGUAUCAGAGCGUGGAGUUAUUACAAGCGGAAUCAUAACGGCAACCCUAGUUUAACUGUUCUAUUGUGGUUCCUGGUUUACGCCAUGGGCGCGGUUGGAAAUGCGAUCACCUUCGUAUGCAUCAGCGUAUGUGUGUAUCUCUUGGUGUUUUACAAGGGCCAAACCGUGCCGUAUGUUCUGCUUCCUAACGAAGACACCGAAAACAUGAUCCGAAUGUAUGUUACAAUAGCAUUCAGCUUUAAGAUCGUAGAAAUGGUAGGAUUCGUCUAUCAAUACUGGAGCCUGAGUAUAUUCUUCAUCGACUGGGAGCAACCGAGAACGGUGCAGCAUCAGCCGAGGUACGAUUCCCCGCACACAUCCCUGCGGAAAAUGUACUCCAACAGAUUCUCAAAGGGCGAGGGCAAGUCUACGAGAAUAACGUCGGACAUUAUCGCGUCCAAGCGGAAGAGAAGAUUGCCCAAGUCGGACCGGAACGCCAGCCCGAGCGCGACGUCCAAGUCUUCCUCGAACGACAAAUACAUCUCCGCGGAUUUCUCCUCCGUUUGCACGCUCGCAAAGACUCCUCUGCAGGAAACGAUCGAUCACAAUUUUCCGAUCAGCGUCUGGAGAACUUUCUUCAUCGCGAACGAAUGGUGCAAACUGCAAACCAAAAGAAGGAUCAACGUAGCACUGCAGUCGAUUUACACCUUGUGCAUCCUGCUGGUAUUCGAUCUGGAAUCCUGGAUGCUGGCGGUGCCCGAGACGAGCGCGGCGGGCAGAUCUCCCGAGAUGGGGAACAAUUUUACGCUGCAAUACGCGAUUUGCACCCUCGCGUACAUAUCCGUUUAUCUCGUACAAUGGCUAGUCCGCAUCACCUUUUACGAGAGAUACGUGCGGAACCGGCUGCAGAAGUUCGUCGACCUGUGCUCGAUCGCGAACAUCAGCGUGUUCAUCUUGGCGCACAAUUAUUAUGGCUUUUACAUUCACGGGAGAUCGGUGCAUGGAUUUGCGGAUACUGAUCUUCCGACACUGAUCAGUGAUCUAAGGAAGGAGGAAGAUGAUUUGUGCGCGCACAGAGGUCUGGUACCAGGCACAAUGGAUCAGACUUUUAUAUUAUCGCUGACCCAGUCAUUUAAAUCUUUGUACGACAAACUUAUGCUGCAGAAGGACAAUGAAAGUAUAGGAACUAUGAAAGGAAAUGACACGCCUUCCAAAAGUUGGAGACAAUUAUCUGAAACCAGGUCGAAGGUGAAAUUGUUUCUAAUGCAGUUUCUCGAUCAUUGUUCGAAAGAUGAGGAUUAUAUCAUCAAGGAGCAACACAUAUUGGAGAAACUGUGUGAUAUCUUUGUUCUAGAUGCCAAAGAUAAAUCCGUCUUUUAUAUUGAUAAUAAUUAUUCCUUCAACAGAGUGAUAGUUUAUGGAAACGAAUGGCUACUGGCGACAUUCGAGACGACGGUUUUUGCGUUUUUUUUGGCAUUAUAUGAUUCUUAUAUCUUCGCCUGUGCGAUGACAGUUCUCAUAUCGCAAUUGUUUCUCAUAAUUAUAAGAUGUAACGUUAAAAGAAACCUUUCCAAGAAAUCGUUAUUGGAUAAAAGAUUUUUUAUGUAACUGUGAAAAUUAUAAUUAUAAUAAUUCAAGAAAUACC